UUUCCAAACGCCUAUUUGAAAAAAAAACAACAACGAAAGCAUCAUUUUUAAAAGAAAACAAUUAUUUGUGUAUAAAAAUUAAUUGCUUUUUAUAAAAAAUAAGGAAUAAAUUGUGGAAAAAAUGUCAACAGAACAAAAAAAUAUAAAAGUUGUGGUGCGUGUUAGGCCAUAUAAUCGGCGAGAAUUGGAGCAAAAUCAAAGAACUAUUAUAAAAGUAAUGGAUCAAACAACGCUUUUGUUCGAUCCUGAUGAGGACGAAGAUGAAUUUUUCUUUCAAGGAGUUAAGCAAAAUCAUCGUGAUAUCACUAAAAAAGUAAAUAAAAAAUUAUCCAUGGAAUAUGAUCGUGUUUACGAUACUGAUACAACUAAUAUGCAAAUAUUUGAAGAAUGUACAGCACCGCUGGUUGACUCUGUGUUAAAUGGUUACAAUUGUUCUGUAUUCGUUUAUGGUGCUACGGGAGCUGGCAAAACAUUUACCAUGCUUGGUAGUACUACAAGUCCUGGUCUUACAUUCCUCACAAUGAGAGAUCUCUUCGAUAAAAUAGAAGCACAAAGUGAUGUACGCAAAUUCGAUGUAGGCGUCAGUUAUUUGGAAGUGUAUAAUGAACAAGUUAUGAAUCUUUUAACUAAAACGGGGCCUUUAAAAUUACGCGAAGAUUCGAAUGGUGUUGUGGUUAGUGGUUUAGCUCUAAAGCCAAUUUAUAGUGCCGAAGAACUGUUGGAACUUUUGGCAUUGGGGAAUUCGAAUCGAACUCAACAUCCCACUGAUGCUAAUGCUGAAAGUUCACGUUCACAUGCUGUAUUUCAAGUGCAUAUACGUAUAACAGAUCGCAAGACCGGUACAAAACGUAUGGUGAAAUUAUCCAUGAUAGAUUUAGCUGGCAGUGAACGGGCAGCCAGUACAAAGUGUAUAGGUAUACGUUUUAAGGAAGGAGCUAGUAUUAACAAAAGCCUAUUAGCACUUGGAAAUUGUAUAAAUAAAUUAGCUGACGGUUUAAAACACAUUCCCUACAGAGAUUCAAAUUUAACGCGUAUCUUAAAAGACUCUUUGGGGGGCAAUUGUCAAACAUUAAUGGUGGCAAAUGUUUCUAUGAGUUCUCUAACAUAUGAAGACACCUACAACACGUUAAAGUAUGCCAGUCGUGCGAAAAAGAUACGUACUACUUUGCGACAGAAUGCCUUAAAAACAAAUAUGCCAAAAGAAUUCUAUGUGAAGAAGGUUAACGAACUAAUGGACGAAAAUGAACGUCUUAAACAGACUAAUUCAGCUUUAGAGGCUAAGGCCAAUAAGGCUACUACAUUUGAUGAAUCCGAACUUAAACCCUGGUACAGUCGUAUUGAUCAAAUUUACGCUUCGAUUGUUAAAACACAAGAACAAUAUAUUAGUAUAAAGAGUCGAGUGAAAAAUCUAAUAUUUCGUAUAAAACUUAAAACGGACAUGGAAAAUUCACGAAAAAUAUUAUACGGAGAUUGUGAAUCGCAGGAGAAUUGCACCAGUUACACAUCAUCUGUAUGUCAUAUAAGCAAUCAAAUUGAUAAACUUAAGGCGGAAAUUGAGUGCUGGCGCCAAAAACUCCGCAGUGUUUAUAAGAAUUUGGAUUAUAUAAAAACAGAAAUAAAAUCAUCUAAAUACGCGUCUUUUCUACAGAUUUAUUUAAAAUAUAAAAACUCUGAAGUUCAAAAUUCCAAAAUAUCUUUAAUUAAUAAACACAUUACAGCAAUAGAUCUGGAAUUAUGUGCAAAAGCAACAUGGUUAGAAACAUCUUUUAAGUUAGCAAGUCAAGUUAUUAAGAAUGGUAAUCUUAAUACGCAACAAAUGUGUCAUUAUGAACUAUUGAAACGGCAUCUUAGUAACACCAAUUUUAGCAAUGAUGUUGAUGAUGAUGUUGGAAGAGAAAAUUCUAUAGAUUCUAGUACACAGCCAGCAUCAAGUGACGAAGAUGUUGAUCAUCAAUAUAUUAUAAGAUCAUGCAGUAAACGUUUGCGUUUAGACGAGUAUGAUUUGGAUGAUACAGAUGAUAUAAAUGGUUCUAGUGCGGAUGAUGCCGUUGAUGAUGAAGAUGACGUUGGUAUGGAUGAUAUGCAUACCACAUUUAAAAUGCCUGCAAAAAGGCCCCGUAAUCCUAACGAAACUCAUGUUUUGAGUGAAAUGGAUACUAAUGGAGAUGCUACAUUUUAUAUGGGUUCUUCUAAGUCAUCAACUUUAACAGUGAGGACAAAAAUUAACGCAAAGAUUGGCAAAGAGUUAACGUUGUCCAAAUCAAAUAUAGUUUCAAAUAUGAUAUCGGAUAAAAUGGUGAAAGCAACAUCCAAUGCGGAACAAUUAAAGAAUGUUCUUUUGAAGUCCAAGAAAUUUUCACAUGCUACUCUUAGGACUGUAGCUGGUGGUUUGCAAAAAGAAAACAAAAAAUUUAGUCCGAAUCGUGUAAGAAAGAGUCCUCGUAAUGUCGUAAGUAAAGCUGCAUCCAUCCAAAUAAAGCAACGUCAAACAUCACGCAUAGCAAACGAUGAUGCUGCUCCAGUUGUCAGAUUAAAUAGGGCAGCUUCGUUUAGAACCAAAAAAUAGCCAGAUUUGCCGUUGUCGUUGGAUGGUUAACGUCGGUUAACUGUAACAUGUUGCGGUUCCUCCCACUGAAUAUAUUGUGUAUUGGUAUACUACCAAACAAAACUUAGGAGAAGAAUCCGGGAUCUCAACUUCCUAUAUGUUGGUAUAGGUUGGAUGAAGAUUUUGGAGAAGGCUACUAGUAGAAUUGUUUAUUGCGUUUUAUCGUAAAGUUAGCCAAAUAAAUCUGUUCGUCAAAUUUUUCGAAGGGGGAUGGAGCAAUUCUAAAUUUUGAAGAAAGAAAUCGCCAAUUUUUGCAUAAUUCAAAAAAGUUAUAACUAUUUAUUUUGAUUAUGUUUUUAACAAAGAACAUGACCAUACAAUGAUUGCAUUUUUAUUGUUAAAACAAUUUUUCAACAGAUAAUUAUACUUUCACACUCAUCUGUAUAUAUAUUAAUGUAAUGCUACAUAUUUUUUUAAUAAAACUGAUU
Messenger RNA from Lucilia sericata (common green bottle fly), 3033 nucleotides. RefSeq names its product kinesin-like protein KIF18A. Gene Ontology annotation, biological process: microtubule-based movement. The coding region runs from base 122 to 2566 and encodes 814 amino acids. Gene Ontology annotation, molecular function: microtubule binding; microtubule motor activity; ATP binding. The record is from RefSeq and is a predicted model, not a curated record. NCBI's taxonomy places the organism in Eukaryota, Metazoa, Arthropoda, Insecta, Diptera, Calliphoridae. The transcript is spliced from 6 exons.